Messenger RNA from Cervus elaphus (red deer), 863 nucleotides. Its product is annotated as ADP-ribosylation factor-like protein 2-binding protein. The coding region runs from base 16 to 507 and encodes 163 amino acids. Gene Ontology annotation, biological process: positive regulation of tyrosine phosphorylation of STAT protein; maintenance of protein location in nucleus. NCBI's taxonomy places the organism in Eukaryota, Metazoa, Chordata, Mammalia, Artiodactyla, Cervidae. Gene Ontology annotation, cellular component: mitochondrial intermembrane space. The record is from RefSeq and is a predicted model, not a curated record. The transcript has a single exon.
GCGGCGGCGGCGGCGAUGGACACCCUAGAAGAAGAGAGCUUCGCGCUGUUCUUCUCUUCCGCCUCUGAUGCAGAAUUUGAUGCUGUGGUUGGAUAUUUAGAGGACAUUAUCAUGGAUGAUGAGUUCCAGUUAUUACAGAGGAAUUUCAUGGACAAGUACUACCAGGAGUUUGAAGACACGGAAGAGAAUAAGCUUACCUACACACCUAUUUUUAAUGAAUAUAUUUCUUUGGGAGAAAAGUAUAUAGAAGAACAGCUGUUGGAGCGGAUUCCUGGAUUUAACAUGGCGGCUUUCACUACAACUUUACAGCACCAUAAAGAUGAAGUGGCCGGUGACAUUUUUGACAUGCUACUCACAUUUACGGAUUUUCUGGCUUUUAAAGAUAUGUUUCUGGACUACCGAGCAGAAAAAGAAGGCCGGGGACUGGACUUGAGCAGUGGUUUAGUGGUGACGUCACUGUGCAAAUCAUCUUCUGUGCCAGCCUCCCAGAACAAUCUUCGGCCCUAGGUCUCACCUUCAGGCUCCGGGCUCUUCCUGGACAUCACCAGCUCAAUAGACUGGGAGGGGCUUUGGCUAAUGAUGUCAGAAGAACACAUCUUGGAAAGACUGACUCUUCUGCAACUCUUCAUUAAUGUUAAGUAUUGAUGGGUCAGAAGACAAUUACCUGACCUUUCUGGGACGAGACAUUCUUGGUUUUGGUAACCCUAGUACUCCUCCCCGAGUAGACCCCUCUCUCAGGCUUCGGAGACUGGCUCCUGCAGCAAACCUGAGUCCAGCAUUCUACCUGGGAUGCCUGUCCCCAGCAUUCAUGUCAGGGUGUCCGUGUUGGGAAAAUUUACCAUCAUCAACUCUUUUGGCUCAGC